UAAGUGAGCACGGAUUGGAAUUGGAAUUUGAACACCUCAACCCAAAAGAGGAUUUACAAGCUGCCAAACAAAAUUGUUGUUUUGCAGAGGUCAAGUAGAAACCAAAACUCGUCUAUCCUUUUGGUUUGGACAUGUAAGCCUUUCUUUUCUGUGCUUAAACACAUGCACAGAGACACCUGUUUGGUAUCAAAGAUUGAACCUAGCAAAAUUCAUCAUCCAACCUAGCUGGCACUGACAUUUUCUAUCCUUAAGAACCAAUAUAAAAAUUAAGCUUCCUCUAUCCAAUCUAUCAAAACCAUGGCUUCUUCUUCAUCAUCUUCUUCAUCUUCUUUGCUGCUCUUUCUCUCUCUACUACUUCUCCUUCUACCUUAUAUUACUUCUUCCAAUAUUAUCACCAUACCAAUCUCACAUUUACCCAAAAACCCACAUCCAGAUCCUUACCAGCACCUCAGCUACUUAGCAAAUUCCUCUUUAAAAAGAGCCCGCCACCUCAAAAACCCCCAAACUACCCCUCCCCAUAUCAACACCAAAACCCCACUCUUCUCCAACAGCUAUGGAGGCUACUCCAUACCCCUGAGCUUUGGCACCCCUCCCCAAACCCUCCCCUUCACCAUGGACACUGGCAGUGAUUUAAUUUGGUUCCCUUGCAGCAAAAACUACCAGUGCAUCAAUUGCUCCACUUACCCCAACACCGCCAAAAUCAAAUCUUUUAUUCCCAACUUGUCCUCAUCUUCCAAACUCCUCGCCUGCUUGAACCCCAAAUGCGCUCUGCUUCACCAAAAAUUUCAAUGCCCAGAUUGCAAACUUGGUUCGAAAAACUGUACCCGGGGCUGCCCUUUGUACAAAAUCGUCUACGGCUCUGGCACAACAAGUGGAAUUCCACUCUCUGAAACGCUGCACCUCCCGACCCGACGCGUACCCGAUUUCCUUGUGGGCUGCUCCGUUCGCUCUACCCACCAACCCGCCGUUGGCAUUGCCGGGUUGGGCCGCGGCCCAGCUUCUCUCCCCGCCCAAUUGGCUGUCAAAAAAUUCUCCUACUGCCUUCUCUCUCGCCUCUUCGACGACACUAACAAAAGCAGCUCACUAGUCCUCGUCGGCAGCAAAGACUCCGUCAAGAAAACUAAAGGCGUCAGCUACACGCCGUUUGUGAAAAACCCAGAAGUCCCCAACAAGCCUUUCUCCACCUAUUACUACGUCGGCCUCCGCCGCAUCAAUGUGGGAGGGCGGCGCGUGAAUAUUCCGUACAGGUAUCUGAGGCCUGACAAGAACGGCUCCGGCGGGACCAUUGUCGAUUCCGGGACCACCUUCACGCUGAUGGCAGCUGAGGUGUUCGAGCGCGUGGCGGGAGAGUUGGAGAAGCAAAUGAAGGGCUACAAGAGGGCGGAGGAAGCGGAGACUUUGACUACUUUGAGGCCGUGCUAUGAUUUUUCCGGGAUCGAAAAGCUGGAGUUUCCAAGCGUGACGUUUCACUUCAAGGGAGGGGCUGAGAUGGCGCUGCCGUUGGAGAAUUACGUGGUCCGGGCCGGUGGGAAGGUGCUGUGCUUCACGAUUCUGAGUGAUAAUGGGCCUAUAAUCUCGUCUGGGCCUUCUAUAAUUCUGGGGAGUUCCCAAAUGCAGAAUUAUCAUGUGGAGUAUGAUUUGCAGAAUGAGAGGUUUGGCUUCAAGCAACAGGAAUGCAACUGAUGUCUGUUCUUCUUUCUUUUCUUUUUUUUUUCUUUUUUUUUCUAUUGAAGAAUAAAUCUGUGCAAAAUGAGAGAAUCAAACCCACCUAGUUCAUAAGUACAUGAAAAUAAAAAUAAAAAUCAUUUGCACUGCACAAUCAUUCUCCACUAUUAUAUUUUAUUAUUUCAAGAGAGCUGUUAAUCGGUUCCCAGUUUUUGAGACAAGGAAAAAACAAAAAAUCUCACAAUACCAAACCGAAAAGAAAACCCAUGGCAUCGAAUCCAAACUGAAACUUAUAUCAUGAUCUAACCAUUACCCAAUCUCAUCUCAAGAUAAUAAUAAAUAUCAAUUUUUAUAUAAAAAGCAAAAAAUUCGAUGCAAAAAUCACAACAGUACAGACGAUGUGAGGAGAGGAGAGAAGAGAGAGAGAGGAUAGAAGAGAAAAGAAGGCAAACCACUAGAUAACAGAGUACAGACGAUGGGUAGAUCAUG
This is a messenger RNA of Prunus avium (sweet cherry), 2154 nucleotides long. Its product is annotated as putative aspartyl protease At4g16563. The record is from RefSeq and is a predicted model, not a curated record. NCBI's taxonomy places the organism in Eukaryota, Viridiplantae, Streptophyta, Magnoliopsida, Rosales, Rosaceae. Gene Ontology annotation, cellular component: extracellular region. Gene Ontology annotation, molecular function: aspartic-type endopeptidase activity. Gene Ontology annotation, biological process: proteolysis.